Messenger RNA from Stegodyphus dumicola, 1949 nucleotides. RefSeq names its product karyopherin beta 3 (gene Karybeta3). Lineage: Eukaryota; Metazoa; Arthropoda; Arachnida; Araneae; Eresidae. Gene Ontology annotation, biological process: protein import into nucleus. Gene Ontology annotation, molecular function: protein binding. The record is from RefSeq and is a predicted model, not a curated record.
CAACGUUAGAAAAUGUGGCAUUGCGCGCGCAGAGUGACCGACAGUUGAAAAUCGAACAUUGUGUUCUGUGAUGUUAAGAAAAGAAAAUGUCUUCUGAAAGUGAAAUGCCUACAGAUUUCAAAACUUUCUGUGCUAUUUUAGCUGAUCUAUUAUCCCCUGACAAUAAUGUCAGAACAAAAGCAGAGGCACUCUAUGAUGAAAUAAAUGCUACUGAGAAACUUUUUCUGCUCUUAACUGCUGUAGCAAGUAAUGAGGUGGCUAUUGAGGAAGCAGAAUUAGCAGCCAUUCUGUUAAGAAGAUUAUUGUCAAAUGAAUUUACAGAAGCUUUUUGUAAUAUAACAGUUGAUACUACUAGGCAAAUAAAAAAUCAGCUACUUCAUCGAAUACAGCAAGAUGUCAAUCGUAAUUUGAGACGUAGAAUAUGUGAUGCUAUUGCAGAACUUGCAAGAAAAUGUGUUGAUGAAGCGGGUAAUAACCAUUGGCCUGAAUUUCUGAAGUUCCUAUUUGACUCAGCUUGUUCACAAGAUCCAGUAUUGCGAGAAAUGUCAUUGUUGAUGUUUUCGGCUGUACCAGGAAUAUUUGGGAACCAGCAGAGUAGAUAUAUUGAUGUCAUACAUCAAAUGCUUACACAGAGCUUAAGUGAUCAGUCGUCAGAAGAUGUCCGUUAUGCUGCUGUCAAAGCUACUACAUCGUUUAUAUUAACUCAUGAGAAGGAGGUUCUUGUUCAGAAACAGUUUGGAGAUUGUGUGAAUCUGCUUCUUGCAUUCCUUGAUCAUGCAUUGGAUGAUAUAAAUGCACGGCCGGAAGAUAUUUUGAGGUAUAUUAUCGACCUAGUUGAGACCUGCCCGCAGUAUUUUAGAGCACAGUUAGAUCUUGUAAUGCAAAUUUGUCUAAAGGGUUCAUGCAGUAUUUCAUGCUCUGAAUCUUGUCGUAUUCUCUGUCUUGAAGUUGUUGUGACACUAACAGAAACUGCACCUGGUAUGAUUAGGAAAUUAGGAAGUAAACAUUUACCAUCAUUGAUCAGUAUAAUAUUCAAGAUGAUGACUGACAUUGAGGAUGAUGACAAUUGGAGAGCUGCAGAAGAGGAAGAAGAUACUGAUAAUGACAGUAUGCCAAUUGUUGGUGAAUCUUGCUUGGAUCGCUUAGCAUGCUCAUUAGGUGGGAAAACUCUUCUGCCUUUAGUGUUGAACUCUUUGCCCCAUAUGCUAAAUUCAAAUUCUUGGAAAGAAAGAUAUGCAGGUAUGAUGAUCAUUUCUGCUAUUGGUGAAGGAUGCCAUACACAGAUGUCUGCUCUACUGCCUCAGAUUGUUGAUGGUCUUCUUCCAUUUCUUCUUGAUAUUAAUUAUAGAGUACGAUAUGCAACUUGCAAUGCGUUUGGUCAAAUGGCUUCAGAUUUUGCUCCAGUAUUCCAAAAAAAAUUCCAUGUAAAGGUUAUUCCUGCAUUGCUUCAAUCAAUUGCUGACAACACGUGCCCUCGAGUUCAAGCUCAUGCAGGUGCAGCUCUAGUUAACUUUUUUGAAGACUGUCCCAAGAAUAUACUAGUUUUGUAUAUGGAUAGUAUUUGUGGUAGAAUUGGAGUAAUUCUAAAAAAAAAGCUAGAUGAUUUAGUUGAAAAAGGCACAAAAUUAGUUCUAGAACAACUAGUAGUCACACUGGCAUCUCUGGCUGAUACUGUUGAAGAAAGAUUUACUAAUUAUUAUGAAAGGUUUAUGCCAUACUUAAAAUUUAUUAUCCAAAAUGCUAUCCAACCAGAUUUUCGUGUACUUAGAGGGAAAACUAUAGAAUGUGUUAGCCUAAUAGGACUAGCUGUUGGAAAAGAAAAGUUUCUUGCUGAUGCUAGUGAGGUAAUGGAUUUAUUAUUGAAGACACAGACUAAUACCACUCCAAUAGCUGAUGAUGAUCCUCAGGUUGGUACAAAUAAAUUAAAUAAAUCUGCAUUUAAAGAAUAA